GCUUUUCGCGCCAUCCUGUGAAGUGAGACGGCGCGGCGUCUGUCAGCCACUGCAGCCAGAGCGGGUCAGUGGGGCCAGGUACAUGCGGACGCUCGCUCCGGGGUCGCAGGGGCCGUCGGGGGCACGCCUGACAUCCCGGAGGAGCCCCUCGACCUCCUUCUGGGCCGCCGCCCAACCCGGCUCAGCCCCAGGCAGGUUCCCGCCCAGCCCCUUGCAGCUCGCCGCGUCCCUCCCACAGGAAUCUGGCGGGUCCCUAGAGCCUGCAGUAGCGCUCUGUUCUGAAGUGUCUAUGUCAACUCAGCUCCGUAAUUAGAUUCUCUACCAAGCAUCGGAGAAAUACUGUAGAGAAAAUGUCCAAUGAAUACAAAAGGAGACCAACUUUUUUUGAAAUUUUUAAGGCACGAUGCAGCACAGCAGACUUAGGACCUAUAAGCCUGAAUUGGUUUGAAGAACUUUCUUCAGAAGCCCCACCAUAUAAUUUUGAGCCUCCAGAAGAAUAUGAAUAUAAGACCAACAAUUAUGAGCCACAGCUGUUUAAAACGCCACAGAGGAAGCUCUCUUACCAUCUGUUGGCUUCAACUCCAAUAAUAUUCAAUGAACAAGGUCAAACUCUACCAGUAGACCAGUCGCCUUUCAAAGAACUAGGGAAGACUCUUGGAAAUAGUAGACAUAAAAAUCACCACAGAACCAAGGCCAAAAUGGACUCCAUGGUUGAUGUUGCCAGUCCACCUCUGAAGUCUUGUCUCAGUGAAAGCCCUCUUACUCUGCGAUGCACACAGGUUGUACCACAAAGAGAAAAGCCAGUGAUGUGUGGAAGUUUAUUUUCUACACCAAAAAUCGAGGAGGGUCAGACACCUAAACCUAUUUCUGAAAGUCUGGGAGUUGAGGUGGAUCCUGAUAUGUCUUGGUCCAGUUCAUUAGCUACACCACCAACCCUUAGUUCCACUGUGCUCAUAGCCCGAGAUGGGGAAGCACGAGGAAUUGUGUUUCCUGAAGACUCCCCCGCUCAGGUUUUGAAAAGCUACUUUUCCAGCCACAAUGAAAGUCUGAAAAAGAGUGGUAUAUCAGUUCCCUCUGUGACUGACAGCGAGAACAAAAACCAGAGGGAAGCUUUUAGUCAUGGAUUGGGGAAAACGUUAGAGGAUUCAUCUGGCAAAACAAACAGCUUCAAAGAUUGCCUUAGGCAGUCAAUACCAAAUGUUCUAGAAGAUGGGGAGACAGCUGCAGAUACUUCUGAAGAAGAUAGUUUCUCAUUAUGUUUUCCUAAGCAUAAAACCAGAAAAAUGCAAAAAAUGAGAAUGGGCAAGACCAGGAAGAAAAUUUUCAGUGAAAUAAGAACUGAUGAAUUAAGUGAAGAAACUAGAAGUGGAGCUGAUGGAAAACAUUCAUUUGCACUUGAAAUUGACCCAAGAGAUAGUGAUCCCUUAGAUCCAGAUGUGACAAACCAGAAAUGCUUUGACAAUGGGAAUGAGGAAAUCUGCGAGGAAGUUGUACAGUCUUCAGACACUCGAUGGUCUCAGCUAACCCUUUCUCGUCUAACUGGUACCCAGAAGGGAAAAAUACCUCUACCUCCUAUUUCUUCUUGUAACCAAAAUAAUUCAGAAAAAGACUUCAUAGAUACGAAGGAAGAAGGUAUUGACUCUGUUACUUUAGAAAAUUCUUUGCCUCAUAUUUCUAGUUUUCCAGAACCAGAAAAGAUGUUCUGUGAGAAAACUCUGGUAGAUAAGGAACAUGAGGGACAGCAUCUUGAAUCACAUGAGAACUCCAUUGCAGGGAAGCAAGUGGUAUCUGGAACUUGUCAAGCAGCUUGCCUAUUGAGAGAGCCACUUGAAGAGUCUCUGGGUAAUCUCUUCUCAGAGAGUGUGACUAGCUCAGCCUUUACAGAAGAACCCAGUGCCUCUGCAAGUGGAUUGGGAAUAUGUGCUGUGUCCUCACAGAGAGAGGAUUCUUUGUGUCCUAGUUCAGGUGACACUGGAAACUGGCCAUCAACUCUCACUCACACUUCUGCAACUGUGAACAAUACAGGUUUAAUAUCCAGUCUAAAAACUAAAAGAAGAAAGUUUAUUUACUCUGUCGGUGACAGUGCAUCUCAUCAAGGAAAAAUACUACAGGCAGACAGAAAGUCAGAGCUCACUAACACUUCUGCUCAGUUCGAAACAAGUGCUUUUGAAGCGCCAUUCACGUUUACAAAUGGGAAUUCAGGUUUAUCAGAUUCUUCUCUCCAAAGAAGCUGUUUACAGAAUGAUGCUGAAGAGCCAUCUUUGUCCUUAUCCACCUCAUUUGUGACUGCUUCCAAGAAAGAAAGUAGUUAUAGUAAUGCAUUGAUAUCUCAGGAUCUCCAUGACAAAGAAGCAAUAGUCAGUGAAGAAAAACUGCAGCCACAUACAGCCCUGGAAACUGAUUGUCUGUCGUGCUUGCCAGAAAGACAAUGUGAAUAUGAUCCAAAGGGUCCCAAAGUUUCAGAUGGAAAAGAAGAAGUCUUAGUCUCAGCAUGUCAUCCUGCAGGACAGCACACAGCAGCAGCACAGCCCAGCAGCAUUAGCUUUGAAUUACAGGAAGACCCUGUCAAUGGCCACAAUAGUACAAGUCCUAAAGAAACUCCUAGCUUGAAGGUGCUUCUGUCAAAGCCAGUUGUGCUUUCUAGAGGAAAAGUGUCAUGUAAAAUGCCAGAGAAACUGCAGUGUGAGAGUUAUAAAGAUAAUACUGAAUUAAGCAAAAGCAUUCCCUUGGGAGGAAAUAAAAUACACAUCCUAAGUGAAAAUUCUAAACCUCCUGAGCUUCUGCCACCUGGAAAAUAUGUAACAGAAGCAUCCCCCACAGUGAAGUCUCAGUUCAAUCAGAAUACAAAUCUAGCAGUCAAAAAAAAUGACCAAGAAGAAACGCCUUUUAUUUCAGAAGUAACAGUCAAUGUGAGUUCUGGAGAACUUUUCCCAGACAAUGAGAAUAAUUUCGCCUUUCAAGUAACUCAUGAAAAUAAUAAGACUGCCUUAGGAAGUACUGUGGAACUGCAGGAAGAAGACCUCCGCCAUGCUAAAGGGCCUAAUCUCAACAACUCUCCCACAGCAGUAGAUGGAGACAUAGGUGAUGAGCAAGCAGCUCAUGCACUGAUUAUGGAAGACUCCGAUUCCUCAGCUUUAGUCCAUGAGUGUGCAAAGAAGAGCAGAAAUACUAUAGAGCAGCAUCUGAAAGGAACCACAGACAAAGAUUUCAAUUCCUCCUUGGAUGUGAAAUCAGAUGGGAACAAUGACUAUACAGACAAAUGGCCAGGAUUUUUGGAUCCAGUUUUUAAGCAUAAAUUUGGAGGUAGCUUCAGAACAGCUUCCAAUAAAGAAAUAAAACUUUCAGAACAUAAUGUUAAGAAAAGCAAAAUGUUCUUCAAAGAUAUUGAAGAGGAGUAUCCUACUAGUUUAACCUGUAUUGACAUAGUUAAUGCCUCACCAUUAGCAAACCAGGAGAUACUAAGUGGACCUUAUACAUUUGAUUUGCAGUCAGUCACUACCAUGUCUGCCCAUCCACAGAGUCAGGCAUCUGUUUCUUGUGAAGAUACUCACACAUCACUUCAGGUGUUACCUUCAAAGCAAGAUUUUCAUUCGAAUCACAAUUUAACACCCAGCCAAAAGGCAGAAAUUACAGAACUUUCUACUAUCUUGGAAGAAUCAGGAAGUCAGUUUGAAUUCACACAGUUCAAAAAGCCAAGCCAUGUAGCACAGAAUAAUAUACCUGAAGUGCCUGGAAAACAGACGGUUGCCAUAAAUACUACUUCUGAGGGGUGGAAAAGGAUUGGUCUUCAUCUCACAGUGGAUCCUGCCUCUGUAGCUCAGACAGAUGACAGCAAGAAAUUUGAAGGUUCUGCUGGAUUUAGACAAAGCUUUCCUUGCCUGUUGAAAAGCAGUUGUAACAAAAAUACAUCUAGUUUUUUAGCAAAUGUAAAUGAAAUGGAGUUUCGAGGAUUUCGUUCUGCUCUUGGCACAAAGCUUAGUGUGUCUAGUGAGGCUCUGCAAAAAGCUGUGAAACUCUUCAGUGACAUUGAAAGUGGUAGUGAGGAGACUUCCACAAAAGUCGACCCAAGAGCUUUGUCUUCAGGUGCUCGUCAUGAUUCUGGUGCUUCUGUGUUUAAGAUAAGGAAACAAAACAGUGGUAAAAGUUUUGAUGAGAAAACUAGUAAGUGCCAAGUAACAUUACAGAAUAAUACCGAAGUGACUACUGGUAUUUUUGUUGACAGAAAUCCUGAAAAUUAUGCAAGAAAUACAAAAUGUGAAGAUAACAACUCUACUGGUUUUCAAAGAAGUCCUUAUAAAUUAAAAAACUCGGAGGAUAGUGAAUCAAGUACAAGCGGCACAGUUUCUGUUCAUCAAGAUGAUGGUGACUUACCAUGUGCUGCUGAUCACUGCAGCAAGUACCCUGAGUCGUGUUCCCAAUAUGUAAGGGAGGAAAACACACAAAUUAAGGAAUGUGUAUCAGAUUUAACAUGUUUGGAAGUCAUGAAAGCUGAGGAAACAUGCUAUAUUCAACCUUCAGAUAAAGAACAAUUACCUUCAGGUAAGAUGGAACAAAAUAGAAAAGAUUUUAAUAUAUCCUUUCAGACUGCAAGUGGGAAAAAUGUCAGAGUCUCUGAGGAGUCAUUAAGUAAAAGUAUGAAUAUUUUAAAUCAAGUAACAGAUGAAUCGAUCAUCUCUUCAGAUUCUUUGAAUUCUAAAUUUCAUUGUGGCACAAAUAACAACAAGAUGGGUAUUUCACAUCACAAGGAAACUACCAGUACUAAAAAGGUAUUUGAAGAACGUUUCCCAGUUGGGACUGUCAGUCAAUUACCAACUCUCCAGCAGCAUCCUAGAUGUGAAAUAGAAAGUAUCAAAGAACCUGCUCUGUUGGGUUUUCAUACCGCUAGUGGAAAAAAAGUCAAAAUUAUGCAGAAAUCUUUAGACAAAGUGAAAAACCUUUUUGAUGAGACACAGUAUGUUAGUCAUCAAGGGUCAAAACCCUUGAAGGACAGAGAGAACUGCAAAGAAGGACUUGCAUUAGGAUGUGAGACAAUUGAAAUACCUGCCUCCAAGUGUGAAGAAAUGCAGAAGAGCUUUCUCUCUAAGGAGUCUGAAGUGCUAUCUAAGCAAAGUGAUCGUUUGUAUAGGUCGACUGAAAAUCUCAGAACAUCAAAUGGUACCUCUUCUAAAGCUAAUGUACAUGGAAACAUAGAAAGUGAAAUAGAAAAAAGUCCUACAACUUGCUGCAUUAGUCAUUUAUCUUAUUCAGUCACUGAAGAUUCUGCUUUGACAUGUGACACAGGACACGGUAGAAAAACUUGUGUCAGUGAGUCUUCUCUAUCCAAAGACAGAAAAUGGCUUAGAGACCGACUGGGUGAUAAGCUUCAAAAAAGAGAUGCUGCCGAAAUUGAAUGUGUAAAAGAACAUACUGAGGGUUAUGCUGGAGAUGCCUCAUGUGAGCAUAGUUUAGACAGUAUCAGAAAUGAAGUUGAUAUAAAUUGUGUCUCUGAAAAUCAAACUUCAGCCCUCUUUAGUGACCCUAGCAUGUGUCAUAGCUGUCCAUCCCAUUUUGGUUGUCAUUGUGAUAACAAGCAUAAUGACUCAGGAUAUUUCUCAAAAAAUAAAAUUUAUUCUGAUACUCAGCCAGACACGAAGAAUGAAGACACUGCCAAUUUUUCCAGUGUAUAUGCUACAAAAGAAGUAAAUAUAUACCCGCCAACUGUAAAUGAAGAUAUUUGUGUUCAGAAACUUGAGACUAACUCUUCACCACAUACAAAUAAAAAUGUAGCCAUUGACUUGGCUAUAGCAGAUUCAAGGAAUUGUAAGGUAUGCCCAUCCAAGUUCAUUACAGAUCACUCACAAGAAACUGUGAAAACAGUAAAAGCAAUAUUUACACAUAACAGUGAUAAAACAAUUAAGCAAAACACAAAGAGUAAACCAGAUACUUGCCGGACAAGCUGUCAGAAAGCAUUGGAUAAUUCAGAGGAUUUUAUAUGUCCUAGCUCUUUAGAAGAUGACUAUAUGAACUCACAUAAGACUUCUGUUUAUACCCACGAUGAACAAAUAUUACAGCAUAACCUAAGUGUGUCUGGACUGGAGAAAGCUCAAAUACCACCUGUUCACUUGGAAACUUGGGAUAAGUGUAAAUCUACAAGGGAACUUGCACAGGCAGCCUGUUCUUCACACAUGCCGGGGAUUUUUAGCACAGCAAGUGGAAAAGCUGUACAGGUAUCAGACGCUUCAUUAGAAAAGGCAAGGCAAGUGUUUUCUGAGAUGGAUGGUGGUGCUAAACAGUUACUUUCCACAUUGUCUCUGGAAAGUCAUGAACAAUCAGACCACUCUGGGAGAAGAGAAAACUCUGUGACACAUAACCCUGAGGAUGUAUUGUCACUCCCAAAAACCUUUGCAAGCAAUGCCAAUUCAUCUGUAUUCUCUGGAUUUAGUACAGCAGGUGGUAAACGGGUCACAGUUUCAGAAAGUGCCUUACACAAAGUUAAGGGAAUGUUAGAGGAAUUUGAUUUGAUCGGAACUGAACAUACUCUCCAGUGUCCACCUACAUCUGAAGGUGUAUCAAAAAUACUUCCUCAAUAUUGUGUUGAAAAGAGAACCCCAGAAUACCCUAUAAACUCUAAAUUGCAGAAAACCUAUGAUGAUAAAUUCAGUUUACCAAACAACUAUAAAGAAAGUGCUUCUUUGGGGAAUACUCAUUCUCUUGAAGCUUCUCCCCAACUCUCUCAGUUUAAGCAAGACACACGGUUGGUAUUAGGAACCAAAGUAUCCCUUCUGGAAAAAGAACAAACCUUCCCUCAAAAUAUAAAAACAGAAAGUGGUGUAAUGGAAACUUGUCCUGAUGUCCCUGUGAGAACAAAUGUAGGAGACUGUUCUGCUUUCGACAAAAAGCCAGAGAACUGUUUUGAAACAGAAGCGGUGGAGAUUGCCAAAGCUUUUAUGGAAGAUGAUGAGCUGACGGAUUCUGAACCAAGUCACGACAAAUACUCAUUGUUUACCUGCCCCCAAAAUGAGGCUUUGUUAAAUUUGAGAACUAGAAAGAGAAGAGGAAUGGCUGUUGAUGCAGUUGGACAACCCCCAAUCAAAAGAAGCUUAUUAAAUGAGUUUGACAGGAUAAUAGAAAAUAAAGGAAAAUCCUUAAAGCCUUCAAAAAGUGCUCCAGAUGGUACAAUAAAAGACAGAAGAUUGUUCACGCACCACAUUUCUCUAGAGCCAGUUACCUGUGGACCCUUCUGCUCUACCAGAGAAAGGCAAGAAAUGCAGAGUCCACAUUUCACUGCACCUGCUCAAGGACUUCUGUCUAAAGGGCAUCCUUCUGUGCGUUCGGCUUUGGAAAAAUCUUCAAGCAAUUCUACAGUUUCAGUCCAGCCGACUCAUAAAGUUUCUGCUACAAGGAAUGAAAGGACAGGAUGCUCAGUCACAGGCAAAUCCCACAAAGUCUUCGUCCCACCUUUCAAAAUGAAAUCACAGUUUCACAGAGAUAAACAUUUGAAUAACAAGAAUAUUAAUUCAGAGGAAAAGAACCAAAAGAGCAGAGAUGGAGACAGUGAAGAUGUGAACGACGGUGACAUUCGUCAAUUUAAAAAAGGCAGCUUCCAUCAAGAGGCCGCUAGAAUUGUCACAGAGUGUGAAGAAGAGCCUUUAGAUUUAAUGACAAGCCUUCAGAAUGCCAGAGACCUACAGAAUAUACGAAUUAAAAAGAAAGAAAGGCAUCAGCUCUGUCCACAGCCAGGCAGUCUGUAUCUUACCAAGUCAUCCACUCUGCCUCGGAUCUCUCUGCAGGCCGCAGUAGGAGGCCGGCUUCCCUCUGCGUGUUCUCAUAAGCAGCUCUAUAUGUAUGGCGUUUCUAAAGAGUGCAUAAGCAUUAACAGCAAAAAUGCGGAAUAUUUUCAGUUUGACAUUCAGGAUUAUUUUGGUAAAGAGGACCUGUGUGCUGGAAAGGGCAUUCAGCUGGCUGAUGGUGGAUGGCUGAUCCCCUCCAAUGAAGGGAAGGCUGGAAAAGAAGAAUUCUAUAGGGCUCUGUGUGACACUCCAGGUGUGGAUCCAAAGCUUAUUUCUAGCCUCUGGGUCUCUAAUCACUACCGGUGGAUUGUGUGGAAACUGGCAGCUAUGGAAUUUGCUUUUCCUAAGGAAUUUGCUAACAGAUGCCUAACCCCAGAAAGAGUGCUGCUUCAACUAAAAUACAGAUACGAUGUGGAAAUUGACAACAGCAGCAGAUCAGCCCUAAAGAAGAUCCUGGAAAGGGAUGAUACUGCUGCAAAAACACUCGUUCUCUGUGUUUCUGACGUCAUGUCACUAAGCACAACUGGAUCAGAAACUUCAGGCGGCAAAACUAGUGGUGCAGAUCCCAAGAGCAUAGACACGAUCGAACUCACAGACGGAUGGUAUGCUGUCAAGGCCCAGCUAGACCCUCCACUUGUGGCUCUUGUAAAGAGCAGGAGACUGACUGUGGGUCAGAAAAUCAUUACCCAAGGGGCAGAACUGGUGGGAUCUCCUGAUGCCUGCGCACCUCUGGAAGCACCAGACUCUCUUAGACUGAAGAUUUCUGCCAACAGCACACGGCCUGCUCGCUGGCACAGCAAACUGGGGUUCUUUCAUGACCCCAGGCCUUUCCCUCUGCCCUUGUCCUCACUGUUCGGUGAUGGAGGAAGCGUUGGCUGUGUGGACAUCAUUGUUCAGAGAGUGUACCCUUUACAGUGGGUGGAGAAGACGGCAUCAGGAUUGUACAUAUUCCGUAAUGAGAGAGAAGAGGAGAAGGAAGCAGUGAGAUUUGCAGCGGCCCAACAGAAGAAACUGGAGGCCUUGUUCACCAAAAUCCAGGCAGAGUUUAAAGACCAUGAAGAAGACUCAGCGCAGCGGCGCGUGCUGUCCCAUGCACUCACAAGGCAGCAGGUCUAUGCUCUGCAAGAUGGUGCAGAGCUCUAUGCAGCGGUGCAGAGUGCAUUGGAUCCAGAUCACCUUGAGGGUUGUUUCAGUGAAGAGCAGCUGAGAGCCUUGAACAAACACAGACAAAUGUUGAAUGAUAAGAAGCAAGCACAGAUCCAAUCAGAAUUCCGGAAGGCCGUGGAGUCCGCUGAGCAAGAGGAGGGCUUAUCAAGGGAUGUUUCAACUGUGUGGAAGCUUCGAGUUACAAGCUACGAGAGAAAAGAAAAGUCAGCUCUGCUGAGUAUCUGGCGUCCAUCAUCAGACUUACACUCCCUGUUAACAGAAGGAAAGAGAUACAGAAUCUAUCAUCUGGCAGUAUCAAAAUCUAGGAGUACAUUUGAACGACCUAGCAUCCAGUUAACAGCUACGAAAAGAACUCAGUAUCAGCAGCUACCGGCUGCCAGUGAAACCGUAUUCCAGGUUUACCAGCCGAGGGAGCCGCUUGACUUCAGCAGACUGUUAGAGACAGCCUUUCAGCCUCCUUGUUCUGAAGUGGACCUCGUAGGAGCUGUAGUUUCUGUUGUAAGAACAACAGGUCUUGCUCCUUUGGUCUACCUAUCAGACGAAUGCCUUAAUUUAUUAGUGGUAAAGUUUGGGAUAGACCUUAAUGAAGACAUAAAGCCACAUGUGCUAAUUGCUGCAAGCAACCUCCAGUGGCACCCAGAAUCCAGAUCAGGAGUGCCAACGUUAUUUGCCGGGAAUCUUUCCAUAGUUUCUGCCAGUCCAAAGGAGGUCUACUUCCAGAAGCGAGUCAACAGAAUGAGGCAAACUGUUGAGAAUAUCGAUACAUUUUACAAGGAGGCAGAAAAGAAGCUUUUACAUCUGCUUAAUGGAAACAGUCCCAAGUGGUCCACCCCAAAUAAAGACUCUACUCAGCCGGCCUACACUUGCCCUGCUUCAGAGCUCCUUGCUACAGGAGGUCAGCUAAUGAGGUUCUCACCUAAUAGUGAGCAAAGUUAUCCAAGUCCUUUAUCACAUUGCACACCAAAAGAAAAGUCUACACCCCUGGCUCGGUCAGCCCAGAUGGCAUCAAAGUCUUGUAACAGGGAGAGAGAGACUGAUGACCGAAAAACCUGCAGAAAAAGAAGAGCCUUGGAUUUUCUGAGUCGGCUGCCCUUACCUCCCCCGGUCAGUCCCAUUUGUACCUUUGUCUCUCCGGCUGCACAGAAGGCUUUUCAGCCGCCACGGAGUUGUGGCACCAAAUAUGCAACACCUAUGAAGAAAAAAGAACCCAGUUCCCCUCAGAGGAGGACGCCAUUUCAGAAGGACAGUGGCAUUUCUCUUCUGGAACAAGAUUCGGUAGCUGAUGAAGAACUUGCCUUCCUCAAUACCCAAGCUCUUGUACCUGGCUCACCAGAAGAAAAUCAACAAGUACUUCCUGGUGACUCCACAAGAACCUCUGUGCCCCACAACAAAAGAACCCCCAGCCAGCACAGAGGCCAGACCAGCAUGUAGGACCCCGAUCCAGGAAGGGGAGUCUAUCUCAGGGAUUACAGAGGUGGCAAGGGCAGUGAUGGAAAAUUAGCUGUCGAGUCUUAGCCUCCCAGUUUGUAAGAUGUGUACAGUUCUAAAACUACACGUUUGUGUGUCAAGACACAAGUAACUGCACAAUUGUGGCGUGUUUGUGUGCUAUACAGAUGUUCUGCUUGGUUUGGUAUUUGUGUAACUAUUCAGUUGUCUAAAGCUGGCCAGAUACCAACUAAUUUAAAAAUCUUUAAAUCUCUCUGACUAGAUUUGAUCACUACAAGCAUUAUUUUACGUGCAAAAUAAACAUACCUUUACUUUUA
Molecule: messenger RNA, 10699 nt
Organism: Cricetulus griseus (Chinese hamster)
Lineage: Eukaryota; Metazoa; Chordata; Mammalia; Rodentia; Cricetidae
Source: RefSeq, a predicted model, not a curated record